Molecule: messenger RNA, 4033 nt
Organism: Linum trigynum
Lineage: Eukaryota; Viridiplantae; Streptophyta; Magnoliopsida; Malpighiales; Linaceae
Source: the annotation of a GenBank genome assembly
CUACAAUUAUUUCUAAUUAUUACAUAAUUUACAAUAUUUAAUAACAAUUUUUAUUAAUUAAUUGAAUUAAAAUUAUUUAAAAAUCAACCAAACCGAAAGUUGACUUCGGUUUGACCAUGGUCAAACCGAAAGUUGACUUUGGUUUGACCAUGGCUCAACCGAAUGUUGACUUCGGUUUGACCAUGGCUCAACCGAAUGUGGACUUCGGUCGGUGAAGGGCGAGGCGGAACGGAACUUACCUUCUUCUCCUGCGAGCACGGACGGCAGGCGAGGACGAGGACUGACGGCGACGGCGGACAACGAGGACUGACGGCGAUGGGGGAAGGGCGAGGUGGGCCGGCGGGUCGCCGGCGUGGGGCGUGGUCUCUCUGCUGCUGGGCGACGGGGGAAGGUCGGUGACGGGAGAAGGUGGACGGGGAGUGUCGGGUUGGCGGCGGCGGUCCGCUGCUGGGGACGGGAAGUAGAGGAAGGGGAAGUGAUGCGAUGGGGACGAAGGUAGAGGAAGGGGAGUGUUUGGCUAGGGUUUGUUUUUUAAUUUUAAAAAGGGUAAUUAAGUAAUUUACGUAUUAAGUUAGGACGACGAUUAGUAAUUUUUAGGACGACCUUUAACCCUUCAGUACUUUUACGGUUUACCUCUGUUCUGCCCUUUGACUUACUUAGUCUUAUCAUUGGUUCGUCUUUUUGCAGACACAAAAAAGAAUCAGUCGAAUCCUCCGCAAACAGACCACAGGGUCACUUUGUAUGAUCAUAAUCUUCAAGCUUAACUAGUUGAAGGGUAAUGGAUUUUUUAAUAUGGGUUUGGGUAGUACUUGGAUAAGUGGAAUUGUACUUGAAUUUCGUUUCCAAUGUGAAAAUUGUAAAAUUAGACGAGGAUUAAAGAGAGACGGGUGUUUAACUUGGUUCUUCCUCGCGGUGUGUGAGGCUUACAUCCACGGAGAAUGAUUGCACUUUAUUAUUUGAUGUGGCGGAUGGCCUUACAGCUUCUUAUAUACUCUAUUCUACAUGUAUCACCUAGGGUACAGCUGCUUCUACGAUUACAAGAAGAAAAAGGAUUCAAACUCUUGCACGCCAAGGCUGAUAGUGCAUGGGCCACUGCAUGGGCUUGAGGAACAACGCUGGAGACGGCCUUCUCUGUCUUCUCUAAUGCGUCCUCUCGGCCCAAUACUCCCCCGCAAGCUGAGGCGUGGAGAUCUCGAACACUCAACUUGGAUAGAAGGAAGUGAAAACACUCCGCGCCUAGUCCCUUGGUGAACAAAUCGACAAGUUGAAGUUCAGUACGGACUUUGACGGGGAGAAUGUCAUGAGACUUGGACCCGCUCACGAACGAAAUUACAAUCUAUCUCCACAUGUUUAGUGCGCUCAUGGAAGAUCACAUUAUUCGCAAUAUGAAUAGCUGCCUGACUAUCAUAGUGUAAAGGAGUAGGACGGGUUUGCGGAACACCGAGCUCAAUGAGAAGCCACCGCAACCACAAGAUUUCACUAAUUGUGCUAGCCAUGAUACGAUAUUCAGCUUCAGCUGAUGACUGAGCAACGACCUGUUGCUUCUUGGUGCGCCAAGAAAUGGGAGCACCGCCAAGAUUGAUGAAAUACCCUAUAGUCGACUGACGAGUUUGCUCACAACCACCCCAAUCGGAGUCGCAGUAAGCUGAAGUGGGUUAAUUGCUGGGAAAAACAAGCCUUGUCCCGAUGAUGCUUUGAGGUAACGGAGAAAACGGUAGGUCGCAUCCAGAUGCUGCUGACAAGGAGAAGUGACGAAAUGGCUCCGAAUAUUGACUGCAUAGGUGAUAUCUGAUCGUGUGAUAGUUAAGUAGAGGAGGCGGCCAACCAGACGCCGGUAAAGGGAAGGAUCGAGCAAAGGAUCCCCUAUAGGGCGAGCGAGAUGAUGAUUCUGCUCUACUAGAAAGGUGUUAGGAUGAGUCCCUUGAACACUCGCAUCUUCCAGAAUAUCCAAAACGUAUUUGCGCUGACUAAGAGAGACUCUUGAUGCCGUAUGAGCCAACUCAAUACCCAGGAAGUAGCGCAAAAUGCCGAGAUCCUUGAUGGUGAAUCGCUAAUUGAGGAAUCGCUUGACUUGAUUGAUAAAAGGGAGAUCAUUGCCCGCCAGGAUAACAUCAUUGACAUAGAUCAAAGUUGUGACGAAAGUGCUUCCUUUGUGAUAGACAAAAAGAGAGGCAUCCGCCGGGGAGGAACGGAAACCAAAUUCACAGAGAGCAGCCGUGAAUUUUUUAUACCAAUUACGAGAUGCCUGACGAAGCCCAUAAAUGGAUUUAUGCAACCGACACACUCUUGUGUCUCCAGGCUGGCGAAAACCCUACAGAAGUUCCAUAUAGACCUCCUCAUCAACAUCACCGUGCAGGAAGGCAUUGUUGAUGUUCAGUUGAUGAAUAUGCCACCCACGACUGAUAGCGACCGCGAUGAGGCAAUGAACAGUGACCAAAUUGGCAACGGGGGCGAAGGUAUCCUGGAAAUCAAGACCUUCGAUUUGAGUAUAUCUCUUUGCCACAAGACGAUCUUUGUAACGCUCUAUCGUCCCAUCGGGAUAAAACUAGAUCUUGAAGACCCACUUUGACGCAAUGGCGCGUUUGCCCAAUGGAAGAUAAACCAAACUCCAAGUUCCAUUUUUCUCCAAGGCUGCAAUUUCGCGUGCCAUGGCUUCACGCCAACAAGCUUCUCAUAUUGCUUGAUAAAAGAACCGCAGCUCAUCCAGACGUGUUUGAGCUGCAAGAAAGGCAUUGUAAGUGGGUUUAAAAUUAUCAUAAUUGACAUAAGCAUCAAUUGGGUAUUGAACAAGGUGAGUAUUACUUACAUGAGACUUGUGGGAAGGAAGAUUAGUGGCGUAAAUGUCAAGGUGCUUUGGAUGCCGUCGGUCUCUAUCACUGCGGCGGAGAGCAGGUGACGCGGGUUGAGCCGGGAAAAUGACAGGGUCGUGCACAGUUGACGGACCAGGGGAUGAUCUAGUGGGCGAGGAUGGCCCGGACGAGUGCAUGGGCCCGUGCAGGCUGGAAGGAGAUGUGGGCCCGAGAGAAACUUCAUAUGGGUCGUCGGCCGUCGCCAGAGGAAGGCAAGAUCGGUUUGAUCUCUGAUGCUGAUUCUUCCUCCACUUCGGGACGAGAAGAGUUGGGCGAAUCCAAGACAUGAAGAGGUGUUGUUGUGGGAGUUUCAUCAACAGGUGGGACUAGAAGACGUGGUACCCAAUGAAGCAGGUUUGUGGUACCAUCUUGAAAAGGAAAAGUAUUCUCAUGGAAUUGAACUUCACGAGAAGUAAUGAGUCAUUGAGUGGACAAAUCAAGAAUGCGAUACCCUUUCUGACUAGUGGCGUAUCCCAAAAACAAACCAGCUUGACCGCGCUCGCCAAAUUUAUCAAGGCGUGCGUGUGUGUCUUUGUAAUAAACCAAGCAACCAAAGACACGAAGGUGUUGAUAUUUGGCUGGCUUAGCGAACAAUUGUUCAUAUGGAGUCUUCCCAGUUGCCUUAGUGGUGAGGCAAUUAAUGAGGUAGACCCCCCGUCAGAAUGCAUUCGCCCCAAAAUUUCACCGGAAGACUAGCCUGAAAUCGCAGUGCACGAGCAGUAUCUAGGAUAUGCGGUGCUUCCCGUCAACUACGCCAUUCUGCUGUAAAGUGUCGGUGCACGAAGUUUGUAGAAGAAUUCCCAUGUGAGCAUAAUAAUCUUUGAGAAUAUCAGUAGCGAAUUCAUGACCAUUAUCCGCUUGUAUCCUCUUGACUGAAUACCCAAAUUGUGUGUGAACCAUGCUGCAAAACUGCAUCAAAUACUUUCCCACGUCUGAUUUAUAACACAACAAAUAAAUCCAUACACCACGAAUAUAAUCAUCAACAACUGUCAGAAAAUAAUGAGCACCACUUAGGGACGCAACCUUGUAACCGCCCCAAAUGUCUACAUGAAUAAGUUCAAAACAAGUCAAUGUUUUAAUCAUACUAUACCGAAAGGUUCAUGUGUUUGCUUGGCGCGAGCACAAGGAUGACACGUGCCUUUAUUGAGAGUAAACUUCACUGAUAAUAAAGUACUAAGAUAAGA